AUGAGCCAAAUAAUGCAUGGAGAUAAACAAGCCCAGGAGCUGAAAGCGGUCCCGCUGUCUGAUGGGACAAUAUCCCGGCGCAUCACAGAGAUGGCGCAGGACAUCAAGUCUCAGUUGACUGACAGAGUCAAGAGAGGAAAAUACGCUUUGCAGUUAGAUGAAUUCAUAGACGUCGCAAACUCUGCACAGCUGCUCGUUUUUGUCAGAUACAGUUUUGAUGGAAAACUUCACGAGGACAUGCGGUUUUGCACCACACUGUCAGCAAAGUGCACAGAUGGUGCUGCAGCAAUGCUGGGGAAAAAUAAAGGACUUAAAGCAAGAGUUGUACAAGUGGCCCCACACAUAAACUUUACGCACUGCAUUAUCCACAGAGAAGUUCUGGCGAGUAAAUCGCUAGACCCAGAGCUUAAAACGGUGCUUGAGAGUGCAACAAAAAUUGUCAACCACAUAAAAUCCCGUCCUCUGAACACAAGACUGUUUGCUGCUCUCUGCAACGAAAUGGGAUCAGAGCAUCAAAGUCUGCUUUUCCACACAGAAGUCAGGUGGCUGUCACGGGGAAACGUUCUCAGGCGCUUGUUUGAGCUGCGGGAUGCGGUGCGCCUAUUUUUGUUGGAGCACGGAUCUCACCUUGCUGCCCAUCUGACUGAUCCUGACUGGUUAACAAGGCUAGCAUACUUGGCUUGCAUAUUUGACAAGCUGAAUGGGUUAAACACAUCACUACAAGUUGAAAACGCAAACAUCAUGUCACUGAAUGACAAAAUCAAUGCAUUCAAAAGGAAACUGGAUCGGUGGUCUGCACGAGUAAAAACGGGCUGUUUUGACGUGUUUCCUGAACUGGAGGAGUUCAUGGAGGAAAAUGAUUUGUGUGUUAACACCAUGCACCUUCAAACCCUCUUGGAACACUUUAUCAAGUUUUUUCCUGAGGAAACAGCUCCAGAAAAAUAUGACUGGAUAAGAUCCCCAUUCACCGUAACAAGCACACAUCAUUUGUCAUCCGACAUUGAGGACGCACUGGUUGAACUGUCAAGCGACCGCACCUUAAAGAGCGCUUUUAACUCAAAGAUGCUCGCUGAGAUCUGGAUUUCAGUUGAGAGAGAAUAUCCACAGCUUUCUAAGGCUGCGAUUGACAUUCUGAUGCCGUUUGGCUCCACGUACCUGUGUGAAAAGACUUUCUCAACCCUCACAUAUAUUAAAAAUAAAUACAGAUCACGUCUUAACGUGCAGGAUGAUCUUCGAGUGGCCAUCUCUAAAAUUAAACCCAGAAUGGACUUACUCGGCUCCAAGCAUAUUGCCCACCCAUCUCAUACAUUCUGA
This is a messenger RNA of Nothobranchius furzeri (turquoise killifish), 1314 nucleotides long. The record is from RefSeq and is a predicted model, not a curated record. NCBI's taxonomy places the organism in Eukaryota, Metazoa, Chordata, Actinopteri, Cyprinodontiformes, Nothobranchiidae.